Messenger RNA from Cotesia glomerata, 2649 nucleotides. RefSeq names its product PMS1 protein homolog 1-like. The record is from RefSeq and is a predicted model, not a curated record. Gene Ontology annotation, cellular component: MutLalpha complex. Gene Ontology annotation, biological process: mismatch repair. Lineage: Eukaryota; Metazoa; Arthropoda; Insecta; Hymenoptera; Braconidae. The transcript is spliced from 7 exons. Bases 274 to 2607 code for a protein of 777 amino acids. Gene Ontology annotation, molecular function: ATP hydrolysis activity; mismatched DNA binding; ATP binding.
AAAUCGAUGGUUUUUUGGUUAGACUUUAAUAUCAAGUUUUGUAGAAACAAAUCAAAAUUUAUCUUCCUAAUUCGAUUAAUCUGCCGAAUAAUAAAAUAUUCAGACUACCACGCCGCAAGCGGUGACAACUUGAACUAAUUUUUCAAAUCAGCCGGCAAGUUAAAUUUCUGACAGCUAACUUCACUCCGGUGUUUGUAAACAACCCGCCGCUUUUAUUUACGCUCAGAAUUUUUGAGUUUUUAAUGAUUUAUUUAUUGAAAUAAUUUUAAAAAAAUGUCAAUCAAAGCUCUUGAUGGAAAUACAGUCAAAAGACUGACCACCACGCAAGUAAUAACGUCUGUGUUUAGUGCUGUCAAAGAACUUGUUGAAAAUUCUCUGGAUGCUGGCGCUAAAAAUAUUGAAGUCGUUUUUAAAAAUAAAGGAUUGUCAGCGAUUGAGGUUAAAGAUAAUGCGAGUGGAAUAUCAGCUGAAAGUGCAAAUUUAAUGGGAUUGCAGGGUUAUACGUCUAAACUGACAAAUUUUAAUGAUCUAGAGUCAUUAACAACCUAUGGAUUUCGUGGAGAAGCACUUAGUUCACUUUGCAAAGUCUCUAAAGUCCAGGUAAUAACACGGACAGUUGAAGAUGACGUUGGUAGAUGCUAUACUUUGGAUCACAAUGGAACAGUCACUGCUGUUCAACAUUGUCAUCGUACUUUAGGCACAACAGUGAAAGCAGAAAAUUUAUUUUACAACAUCCCAGUACGCAGACAAGUAAUAACCGACUCAAAAACAGCCAACAAAGACAUCAAAACCACUAAAAAGUGGUUGCAAAGCUACGGAAUCUGUCGUCCGGAAGUCUCAAUAAGUUUUAUAGUAGACUCCAAGAAUCUUUUUCUAAAACACGCGAAGCCAAAUUACAGAGACUGUUUAAUAGAAAUAUUCGGCAGAAAAUUAGUUACAAGCUGCGAGUUCAUUACUCACCAAGAUAAUAAAAUAAACAUCGUACUGACGGUCCCCAGGAAGGACUUAUCAGAUCUACAUGAAGUCUGCAGUGCAGAAAACUCUCAUAUAUUUGUAAACAAACGCCCUGUUUAUUAUGACGAAUUAGAAAAAGCGAUUGGCAAGAUAAUCGGCGAGUAUUUCAAAGAUAAAUUAGGUAGGAGUAAACUGUGUUUUUUUCUGCGCAUCGACGUAUCUCCAUCUGAGAUAGACGUCAAUCUCGAGCCGAACAAAGUCAAAAUUUUGAUGAUCAACCAGUCGGGUGUCUUGGAGCUUAUCAAGAAGCUGCUGGUUGAGUAUUACGGUCUUGAAGAAAAAACUGAUGAGCAAGCUGGAUUGACUAAUUCAGAAACUAUCUCUUCGCCGGCUUAUUUUGACUCUACUUUUAAUGACAGUGAAACUGAGGAAGAAAUGAGUAAUAAAAAAAGGAAGCUGACGAAAAAAAAUUCUAGGAGUUCGCUGAAGAAAAGUAAGUUGAACGAUGAUGAUAAAGAAAAUGUUUCGAGAGAAUUUAUAGAACCAAUUGAAGAUACUGUUAAAGAAAAAGAGAAAGAUUUUGGAAAUGAAAGCGAAAUUAUUGAAGACGUUUUGAGUCAGGUACCAGUGGUUGAUCUUGGAGAAGAUUUUUGUACGCAAGAGAUUAUUGAUAAGCCGACUUUGACUAUAGAAGAAAUUGAAUUGUUGGAGAAAAAAAUGCUGAGUGGGAUUUUAACUUUUGAUGAAGAUAAUGUUUCAAGUACACCUGAUUUAACUAGUGAUGCUCCAGUUAGGACUGAUGCACCUAGUGUGCCUAGUACACCUAGUGUACCUAGUACACCUGAUACUCCUAAUACUCCUCAAUACACUUUGUCACAAUGGAGUAAAGGACACUUACCGAUUCAGGGAGGAACAAAUGUGGUAAUUGGUAGACCGAGUCCUGGGAGUCAAAAAAUUAAAUCCGAAGCAGAAAGUGGUUUUCAAAUCUUCUGUCGAACUAAUCACUCGCAAAUGUCUAAUGAAAGUCCAGGAAUGAAUCCAGUUGAUUCUGCUGCCAAAUUGGCGGAAAAAUGGAGACAGCUAAGUCCUAGAGAACGUCAACAUUACCGGGAACUAGGUCGCAAUACGCAUUUCCUUCUGGAUACAAGUUUUGGUAACCGAAGUCAAAAGAAAAAGCUUCCGAAAGCUCCUGAGAAGGAUAAUAGGCUCAUGAAGAUGUUGAAGCAGCAGCUUGAGAAUAGAAAGCUUGCGAAAGUUGAGGAAAAUGAGAGUAAAAAUGAAAAUGAAAAAGAAAAUGAAAUUGAGAAUGAAAAUGGUACAGGUGAAAAAAAUUAUAUUGCUACAGUAGUGCCUUUAAAUAUAAAUAUGGAUGAUAUAAAGGAUGCUCAAGAGGAGAAAGAUAAAGUAAGUCUUGAAAAGUAUCGUAUUAUUGGAAAAUUGAAUGAAGUUUGUUUCGCAACUACGAAUACCCAAAUUUGGGGAUUUAAGUUAGAGUACUUGUUUGAUAAUUUGGAAUUGGAUAAAGUGCAGCGUCAAAUUGCUGAGGGAGAUACCAAGAAGAUUGAAAAAUAUUUUAAUCAAUGGAUCGAUGAAAAUGAGGAUUUGAGAAUUUUACACCGUAUUUAUGAUUUGAGAAAUCUUGAUCCUUCGUAAUGGUCAUAAAAUUCAAAUUAUCAAUUAAAAAAAGAAAAAAAU